UUUGAGGGUAAAAAAUUUCAUAAAAAAGCCAGUAAACUUUUGCUAAGUCAUCAAAUCACGCGCUAAAUUCCUUGCUGACGAAGAAACCCGCGCAGGCCAAACUUUUUCCUUUGCCGCAAAAGCCUCGCUUAUUUAUAGUUUCGACUUCUUCUCCACCAAAUAAAAUCGCCACUCCACUUCUUCCGCCAUAGUCUCUCAUCUACUCACUGUCUUUUAAGAAAUCGUAACACGAAAAUGUUCUCCUUCAAAGAAAUGCCGUCAUCAGCGUCGGCGCUUUUCUCGGCGUACGCGUCGGUGGCGGCGUCAACGAUGCUGGUCCGUUCCAUAUCGAACGAGCUCAUCCCCCAGGAGCUCCGCUCCUACCUCUCCUCCGCCAUCCGCCACCUUUUCACUCCUCUCUCCUCCUCCGAUCUCACCCUCGUCGUCGACGAAUUCUCCGGCAUGACCCGCAACCAGAUCUUCGACGCCGCCGACCUCUACCUCCGCACCAAGCUCCCCCCUUCCACCUCCCGCCUCCGCGUCUCCAAGCUCCCUCGCCAGAAAUCCAUCGCCGUCGCCAUCGACAAGGGAGAGCUAGUACUCGACGAGUUCGAAACAUUCCGUCUCAAAUGGCGCCUCGUCCACACCGAGCCGAAGAACAACCACUCCGGCGAGAAGCGGCACUUUGAGCUCACCUUCAACAAGAAGUUCAAGGACAGGGUUUUGGAGUCGUACUUGCCCUACGUCCUCUUCCGAGCGAAUUUGAUCAAACAAGAGGAUAGGGUCAUCAAGCUCUAUAAUCGGGAGUGUCCGUACGAUGAAACAGAGGACGGCGGCGGAAGAGGCUGCGGGGGAAUUUGGGGAUCGAUCAAUCUGGAACAUCCGGCGACGUUCGAAACCCUAGCGAUGGAGCCGGAGAUGAAGAGAGCGAUAAUUGAGGAUCUGGAUCGGUUCAUAAGGAGGAAGGAUUUCUACAAGAAGGUCGGGAAGGCGUGGAAGAGAGGCUACUUGCUUUACGGCCCGCCUGGGACGGGGAAAUCGAGCUUGAUCGCCGCCAUGGCUAAUUACCUCAAGUUCGAUGUUUAUGAUUUGGACUUGACGAGUAUAUACUCCAACUCGGAGCUGAGGAGGACAUUGUUGUCGACUUCGAAUCGGUCCAUUUUAGUGAUUGAGGAUAUUGAUUGCAGUGUUGAUUUGCAGAACAGGCAAUAUGAUGACGGAUUUGAAGCUUCUAACACCAAGUUGACACUCUCGGGCCUAUUGAACUUCAUUGAUGGUUUAUGGUCUAGCUGCGGCGACGAGCGAAUUAUUGUGUUCACCACAAACCACAAGGAUCGUCUUGACCCUGCAUUGUUGCGUCCCGGUCGAAUGGACAUGCACAUCAACAUGUCGUAUUGCACCACAAAUGGGUUCAAAACCUUGGCCUCUAAUUACCUCGGUAUUCGUGGCAACGACCACGAUCUUUGUGGAGAGAUUGAAGGCUUAAUAGACAGCACGGAGGUGACUCCGGCGGAGGUGGCUGAGGAGCUAAUGAAGAGUGACAAAGCCGAUGUUGCUCUUGAAGGACUUGUCAAUUUCCUCAAACGGAAGAAGGCUGAGAGCCUUGAGAGAAAGGAAGAAGUUAAGAAUAAUAAUGGUGAAGGUCAAGAACAAGAGCAAGAACAAGCACAGGAACAAGAAGCAAUUGACCUUCCGAAAUUAAAGCGAGUAAAACUAAAUCAUAUGAUUGCAAUGAAACUUGCUAGAAACAGUAGGACAAGAGUUUCAAGAGGAAGAUUGAGGCGACGAUUUUAGGCAAAUAAGUUGUGUUUAUUGGUAGAUCAAUAAAGACUUUCUGCAGAACGUAUUAAUUUAUGUAUCUAUUGCCUCGGAUUGGAGACUCGUCAACAUUAUGUACUCUGGUAAGCUUUUUUUUUUUUUU
Messenger RNA from Morus notabilis, 1900 nucleotides. Its product is annotated as AAA-ATPase At2g18193. The coding region runs from base 235 to 1773 and encodes 512 amino acids. Lineage: Eukaryota; Viridiplantae; Streptophyta; Magnoliopsida; Rosales; Moraceae. The record is from RefSeq and is a predicted model, not a curated record. The transcript has 2 exons. Gene Ontology annotation, molecular function: ATP binding; ATP hydrolysis activity.